AUGUCUAUCGACAAUAUCAAUCAAGAAGGCUUCCAGCGCCGCCUUGAUGUCAUUGCAUCUAUUUUGAACUCUUACCAACUUGAAGUCCGCCAGGCUACAGCGGUGACGCCCGUCGAGUAUGAAGAAGACUGCCCCUUUCCAUACAACAAUUUCAUAUACAAGAUAGAGCUAUCUUCUCCUCUGGGUCCAAGUACGUUCAGUGCUGGAACUCCGCGCCCGGGUACAUCAGCGCCCUCCAAGCCGAAUGUCUCGGCCAUUAUCAUUCGUUUGAGCAAUCCUCGUGCCAAUGGCUUGAACAAUGCCCACCGCGUAGAGAAUGAAGUCGCUGCGCAAGCCCUCUUUCGACAGCAUCUCAUUUCCAAUCGUCCCACGUUGACCCAUAUCAUACCUGAGCUUUAUGCGUGGGAGCCAUGCCGACAACCAGAGGUAUCUGGUGAGGCCGGAUUUGGAUGGACAAUAUGCGAGUUCAUGCCAGGUGCAAACCUCGCCGAACAAUUCGAGGGUAUGCAACUGUCACAGAAGCUCGAUGUGAUUGAACAAGUCGCCGAUGUCCUUGCCGCCGUCCAGCAGACUUUGCUUCCCUCCCAGCUCAAAGGGCAUUUCGGUGGGUUGACCUUUGAUGGCCAAGGUCAGAUCAUUGGUGGGCAAAUGUCCAUCUUGCCCGGCGGGCCAUGGACCAAGUAUACGGAUCUAUGGGUAUCCCGGUUUCGCCAGCAGUUGCACGAUGCCGACAAGAGCUCCGUGCUGAAGGGCUGGGAGAAGAGCGGUCUUCGUGCCCGCAUUGACCGACUAGUUGAUGCUAAAGAAGUGGCCAAGUUACUUGAUGGUGUGGACACUACCCAAAAGACGUUGAUACAUGGUGAUUUCACUUUGCACAACUUCCUUUACGACCAGACCACCAGCCGCAUAACAGCAUUGCUGGACUUUGAUUUCUCAUGGGUUUCGCAUCCUUCGCACGAAUUCUUCACGGGGCUGUGGAGUAUUGGUGGUGGUCUACGAUCAGACAACGACAAGAUCAUUACUGCAGUUUUGACUGGUAAAUUCGACGAGAUCGAUGAUUCUCUUUCCGGCAAGGACAAGGAUAAGUGGCAAGUGGCUCAAUCCUGGAACGCGGCACUGGUAGAGAGAGGUGCCAUUCGGCCAGCUUCCAUCGCCGGCAUUGACAGGUUGAGACAGCUGAUGGAGCUGGAAGACGCACUCUGUCCUUCCAGGCUUGGUAACGAGCGCGCAAUAGAGAGACUCCAGCGCCAGGACAAGCUUGCGCAAGCGUUCAACGCUGCCACCGACAAGUUGACGGCACUUCUCAAUGAUCUCGAUUCUUGA
Molecule: messenger RNA, 1323 nt
Organism: Pestalotiopsis fici W106-1
Lineage: Eukaryota; Fungi; Ascomycota; Sordariomycetes; Amphisphaeriales; Sporocadaceae
Exons: 3
Coding region: 1-1323 (440 amino acids)
Source: RefSeq, a predicted model, not a curated record